Metopolophium dirhodum (rose-grain aphid) is the source of this 1164-nucleotide messenger RNA. RefSeq names its product testis-specific serine/threonine-protein kinase 2-like. Gene Ontology annotation, cellular component: cytoplasm. Gene Ontology annotation, molecular function: tau-protein kinase activity; protein serine/threonine kinase activity; ATP binding. The transcript has 3 exons. Bases 1 to 1164 code for a protein of 387 amino acids. Lineage: Eukaryota; Metazoa; Arthropoda; Insecta; Hemiptera; Aphididae. The record is from RefSeq and is a predicted model, not a curated record. Gene Ontology annotation, biological process: protein phosphorylation; intracellular signal transduction; microtubule cytoskeleton organization.
AUGUUUUUAUUUAAUAAUAAAACUACAAAAUCAAAUAAAGAGUUAUCAAAAACAAACAUUCUUAAGUCUGACGGAUACAUUAUAUUAGAUCAUAUAUCAAAUGGAAGUUACGGUGAAGUACGCCAUGUUAAAUAUAUACAAGAAGAUAACGAAUUAAAUUUGGUAGUGAAAAUAAUUGACACAAGACAGACGAGCAAGGAUUAUGUUUCUAAGUUUUUGCCUCGAGAGCUAGAUAUUAUACGUCAAAUUAAUCAUCCAUAUAUAAUAUAUACACACAGUAUUUUACAAAAGAAAGCGGUAUUAUUUGUUUUUAUGGCAUUUGCAGAAAGAGGUGAUCUUUUGCAGUAUAUUAUCGAUCAUGGGGCAUUAAAAGAAAAACAAGCUCGUAUAUGGUUUAGACAGGUAGCAUUAGCGGUGCAAUAUUUACACACAAUGGAAAUAGUACAUCGAGAUAUAAAAUGUGAAAAUAUUCUCAUUACCGAGCAUUAUACGGUCAAGUUAACAGAUUUUGGUUUUUCAAAAUUUGUAAGUUCUAAAAGACUGAACUGUAGUACUUAUUGUUGUUCAUUGGGUUAUGCACCACCAGAAAUAUUGACUACACGUCCAUAUGAUGGUAAAACAUCUGACAUAUGGUCACUUGGUGUGGUAUUAUAUGUCAUGCUUAACAAGAAAAUGCCUUUCAAUAGAAAAAACAUGAAGUUAAUGUACAAGCAACAAGUCAAACGAGAUUGGGAACAUCAACCUUCUGUAGAGAAAAUAAUAAGUGAGAAUGUGAAAUUGUGUAUAGACAAUAUUUUACAACCAGAGCCUAGAAAGCGUUGGACAAUUGAUCAAAUAUUGGAUAGUGAUUGGAUAAAAAUGAAUCGUAGAUUGGUUAACAUGACUGAACAAGAGUCAUUUGCUCUUGUUGAAGCCCUAAACCAAGAUAAAACAGUAUAUCAAAAACACUUAAAAAAGAUAAAAGCAGAUAGGUCAGACACUCAACAGAUAUUGGGCAAGAGAUCUCCAAGAUUUUUUAGUAUAGCACAACAAUUGGAAUCAAUAUCUAGUUCAAAUAGAGAAACAAAUGAUAGAAAUACAUCUAAAUACAUGUUAAAACGUUCACAACGUAUUGUUCACACUAAUAAUACAUUGGAUAACAAAAAUGACUUGACAAAAAAUUAA